This is a messenger RNA of Ahaetulla prasina, 2358 nucleotides long. RefSeq names its product vomeronasal type-2 receptor 26-like. The transcript is spliced from 5 exons. The record is from RefSeq and is a predicted model, not a curated record. Gene Ontology annotation, biological process: G protein-coupled receptor signaling pathway. Gene Ontology annotation, molecular function: G protein-coupled receptor activity. NCBI's taxonomy places the organism in Eukaryota, Metazoa, Chordata, Lepidosauria, Squamata, Colubridae. Bases 1 to 2358 code for a protein of 785 amino acids. Gene Ontology annotation, cellular component: membrane.
AUGCCACGUGCAAGUUACUGGCAUGUCUUGCCCUUCUUCUUUGCCAUUCAUGAAAUCAACCAGAAUCCAAGACUCUUACCCAACAUCACUCUGGGCUACAACAUCUAUGAGAAUUAUUUGAAUGAAAGAAUAACCUAUGAAGCCAUGAUAGAUUUACUCUCCAUGGGUCAAAAGACGGUCCCAAACUACAGGUGUGGAAGGCAAAAAGGUUUGUUGGCUGUUCUGGAAGAGACAGAUUCUGAGCUCUUUCAAUAUGUUGCAGCUAUGUUGGGCACCUACAAGAUCCCACAGAUCAACUAUGGGGUUAUCAGUCACAUUUCUGAGCAUAAGUAUCAUUUUCCUUUCUCUUACCGGAUGGGUCCAAGACAAGAACCUCCUCACUUGGUGAUAGUCAAGCUACUCUUGCAUUUCCAAUGGACCUGGAUCUGCCUCCUUGCACCAGACAACGAAAACGGGGAAAAGUUCAGAAAGACAUUUGUGCCUGCAGCCCUCAAGCAAGGAGUUUGCGUGGCCUUCUCAGAAAGCAUCCCAGUGCUGAAUUUAGAAAGGAAAAAAGACCUGCUUUCAUACUUGAGAAAGAGUAAAGUAAACGCAAUUGUUUCUCAAUUGGACAUGAGCACUGUAACGACACUAGGGGUGAUAAUCAGAAUCAUGGACAGGAGAGAAAAGUUAGCCGUUGGGAAAGUGUGGAUUAUAACAGCCUUGUCAGAUCUAAAUGCAAGAUGGCUAUACAGGAUCGUGGAUCUCCAGCACAAGCAUGCCUUUUUGUCGUUCGUAAUCAGGACAAAGACAAGAAUGUCAUACGAUCGUGCUAUUUCUGACUUCUUUGCUUUUGAGAUGUUUGCACAGUCAGCCUUUCAGUGUUCCUAUUCAAGCUCUGUGCUGUCAAGGAAGGUUUGGGAAAGAUGCACAGAAAAAGAGAACUGGGGAAUCCUACCCCCCGACUUAGUUGCAAAAAUCUUGUCUGAGGAUGCCUACAGCAUUCGCAAUGCAGUUCAAGCUGUGUCUCGGACCCUCAGUGCUGCCUAUACCUCUCAAUUGGGCCAGGAGAGAAGGCAGGUUGGACACCAUCCAGCACCCCAGCCGUGGCAGCUUCAUCCAUUCCUGAAAAUCUUCCAGGUUUCCAAUUUUAGUGCGGAUGGAGGUUAUUUGGAAAAGGAUGGAAAUCCUGCUGCUAGCUUUGAUAUCAUCCAGUGGGCGGUGCUUCCCAACAAAUCUACAUCUGGGGUGAAAGUUGGAAGUGUAGAAAAUGAGGCCUCUUCAGAAGUCAAGAUCUCUGUUGAUCAAAAUGCCAUUAUAUGGCCAACAUCAUUUAAUAAGAAGGUUCCUUUGUCUAGAUGUACUGAAAGUUGUCACCCAGGAUACACCAAACUCACCAGAGAGGGAGCGCCAAUCUGCUGCUAUGACUGUUCUCGUUGUGUGGAAGGAACAUUUUCCAUGCAAGAAGAUGCUGCUCAUUGCAAAAGGUGUCCAGAUGAUCAGCAUUCUAAUAAGAAGCGAGACCAGUGUGAUCCCAAAGUUAUAAGUUUCUUAUCUUAUGGAGAAACCUUGGGUCUAAUCCUGGCUAUUUCUGCCUUUAUUUUGUCUCUAACCACUGGCUUUGUUCUAUACAUUUUUAUUAAGUACCGAGAAACUCCCAUAGUCAAAGCCAACAACCGGGAUCUCACUUAUAUUCUCCUGGUCUCCCUCCUCCUUUCCUUCUUGACCUCCCUCCUAUUCAUUGGUCAUCCCCAAAAAAUAACCUGCCUUCUUCGGCAAACCACUUUUAGUAUUGUUUUCUCAGUUGCCGUCUCUUCCUUGUUGGCCAAGACUAUCAUGGUGGUGGUGGCAUUUUUAGCCACAAAGCCAGGCAGCAGGAUGAGGAAAUGGCUGGGGAAGCAUCUGGCCAAUUCCAUUGUCUUGUCCUGCUCUUGUGUUCAAAUAGGAAUCUGCAUCAUAUGGCUUGGACUUUCUCCCCCAUUCCCAGAUGUUGACAUGCAUUCUCAACCGGGACAGAUCCUGUUACAAUGUAAUGAAGGCUCGGUUACAAUGUUCUACUCUGCCCUUGGCUAUAUGGGUUUUCUGGCUGUUGUCUGCUUCUUGGUGGCUUUCUUGGCCCGCAAGCUGCCAGGGACUUUCAACGAAGCUAAGCUGAUCACCUUCAGCAUGCUGGUUUUUUGCAGUGUUUGGAUCUCCUUUGUCCCCACUUACCUGAGCACCAAAGGGAAAUAUAUGGUGGCUGUGCAGAUCUUCUCCAUCCUGUCCUCAAGCCUGGGCUUACUGGGCUGUAUCUUUGUCCCCAAAUGUUACAUCAUUAUCCUGAAACCUCACAUGAACAUGAAGGAGCAUCUCAUGAUGAAAAAAAAUGAGGGCGGCUGA